GGCUUGCUUAAAACUAAAAAACUAUAGGCAAAGCCCAUUUUAUGGCUGAGACCUCUUCAACAGCUGUUCAACAGACUACACUUGAGUACCAGAAAACCUAAACAAAAAAUUUGCAUCUUUCUUUCUUUUCAUGCGUCUAGUUGGCAGGAGGCCAUUUCAGGCUGUCUAGUUUUGCCGGACAACUGAAAAACGACAAAGUAAAGAAGAUUUGCAUCACAAUCAACAACUGUAAACAAGCUGUCAAUGAAGUAAAAUCCGCUAAUAUUAUCACUGAGUAAAGUCGACAAAACAGCUCUGUCUUUGCGUGUGACCGCCGUCAUUUUGCGCAAAUCUGCAGCGGUAAAACGACCGUAACAGACGUCUUCAAUGACUUGCUCACUCAGUGUGUAAAACCAAGUCAGCAUUUCUGUGGUGCUCUUCUACUUUUGUGUCUAUUAGCUUUUCAAAAAGAUAAGUUGAUUAAUACUUAUACAAAAGGGUCGAAGAUAUAUCAACGAUAUCUUCCAGUCAUGUGUCGCUGGGGAUGCCGCGAAAAUAACUUGAUAUUCAAAUGCAAGUUCUGUGGUACAAAUUACUGUAAAUCCUGUGGCCGAGGGGAUUUUCAUGGAGUCAUGACAGAUUCAGCCGUGUGUCGAGUUUGCUUUCAGCCGAAAUGCCAGGGAGAAAGGAUUGGUCAAGCGCCAGAAAAAUCAUCAACGAAGAAAGGAGUGAUUAACAAGAAACCCGCGAAAACAGAUUAUUCCAAGAAAUGAUGGCAAACUCAGGCCAAUUAAAUUAAAAACGUUGGGAAGACUAUCUUUCGAGUAGAGUCACCAUGAUUCUUCAAUGCAGAUAGAAGCUGGCUCUGCAAGCAAGAUCCUGUACAGAAAAUAAAACGAGCGAAUUAGCUCCCUACACGUGAACUGAAAUGGAAUAUAUUAAUGAUCUGGAGCCCGAUGAUAUUUGACUCUUAAAUCUAUUUUGGAGCUUAUGCGAACAUGCCAUGGUUUCGAUUUACAGUGGAACCCCGUUAAUACGGACACCCAAGGGAUAUGAUUAAGUGUCCGCAUUAUCAGGGUGUCCGUAUUAAGCGGGUUAAUUUUAAUAAGAGAAAAUAUAUGAGCUUUUUAGUUGUCGGGACAAAGAAAACUGUCCGUUGUAAGCGGGCGUCCGUAGAACGGGGUUUCACAGUAUUUCUAGAAGAUUUGAUUCUCCGUAUAUAGAUCUAGCACAGAUGUCCUUAUGGCUGAUCAUUUUUUUUUUUCUCGUAACUUCCAUACCAGUGUAAACUUUAUAUUUUUGAGGACAAAAUAGUCACUGACCAGUUAGUGUUGCUGGAUCAGUGUUACCUUUCAAGCAUAAAACAUGAAAGUAACAAGAA
Molecule: messenger RNA, 1360 nt
Organism: Orbicella faveolata
Lineage: Eukaryota; Metazoa; Cnidaria; Anthozoa; Scleractinia; Merulinidae
Source: RefSeq, a predicted model, not a curated record